AUGUUUACAGCUCACGUUUGUUUUUAUUGCGUUUCAUAUGCUCAUUUACUGGGGUCAAAUUUGCGAUAUCAACUUGGCUCUCAAACAGAUAUUUUCAAUUGGCCUACAGGUGCAUCUUCGUCAAGUUGCUCUAAUCCAAUAUUAGCCAUGAAUUCUCAUCAAAUCCACGUUCAGAUAUGCACCAAAUUUCCACUCUGUACAACGUUAUCGCUUAACAUCGCAAAUAUAAGUUUUGUCGUUCGUGGAUGCAUGGAGCAAAUAUUAGCCACUAAACUAAGAAUCGAUGGAAAAUUUCAAAAAAAAGGAUGCUACAUAGUCCGUUCGAAACGAUUUUAUUCCACACUUCCUCCUUUAGAGUACAUUAUUUGUGUUUGCUCUAUUGAGUAUUGUAAUUCUGAUAUGCAGAAAUCGUUCCUGCACAAAAAUCAAUCGGAAUCUGAUCCCAUCGGUUUAGUGUCCACUGUUGAAGAUGAACGGCUAGCAGGAGCUGAAAUGCAUGAUGUGACAACUGCCCUUAAUUCAUUACCUGCACUUGUUGUGAGUCUGCUUUUUGCGAGUACUCUGCACAAUGAAAUAAUUAUUUAUCUUAACAUUUAA
This is a messenger RNA of Brugia malayi, 597 nucleotides long. RefSeq lists its product as uncharacterized. The coding region runs from base 1 to 597 and encodes 198 amino acids. Lineage: Eukaryota; Metazoa; Nematoda; Chromadorea; Rhabditida; Onchocercidae. The transcript is spliced from 3 exons. The record is from RefSeq and is a predicted model, not a curated record.